Messenger RNA from Sturnus vulgaris (Common starling), 617 nucleotides. It is a transcript of the gene TOMM5, whose product is annotated as translocase of outer mitochondrial membrane 5. The record is from RefSeq and is a predicted model, not a curated record. Gene Ontology annotation, cellular component: mitochondrial outer membrane translocase complex. Lineage: Eukaryota; Metazoa; Chordata; Aves; Passeriformes; Sturnidae.
CGGAGCCGGGUCGGGAUCUGGGCCGUGACUGGGAUCGAGCUCCGGUCCGGGAUGUUCCGUAUCGAGGGACUGGGGCCCAAGAUGGACCCGGAGGAGCUCCGGCGGAAGAUGCGCCGCGACGUCCUCGCCUCCGUUCGCAACUUCCUCAUCUACGUCGCGCUGCUGCGGAUCACUCCCUUCGUCCUGAAGAAGCUGGACAGUAUAUGACCCCUCCGGGCCCAGCGCACGAACCCGCGCAAUGAACUGCAGCUGCUCUCCCCCAGGCGCUAAUAAAGGUGGUAUCAGAAGCAGCCAGCCAGCGCCAAAUGGUUCCAGACGCCUCACCUCAGCGUGUCCAGCCGGGAGUGACCGCCGGGCUAGCAGCAUGGGCAGAGCCCCUGGUCCCUGCAGGAGAAUCCUGGCCGUGCAGCGCUCCGUGGUGUGGUCAGGCAGUGACUGGUGACAGAUGUUCCCUGUGCUGCGUGAACAAAGCCCCUGUCCGUCCUGCACGUGCUGCCAUGUGCUGUUGCUGCCCAUCUCACCCACCUGUCCGUGUGACACGUCCAGUCUUCCCUGCACCCAGCUCACAAAGUUUGAUUUGAAAUAAACGGGAGAGCAGCUGUGUCUCUGGGCGUUGG